AUGGGUGUAUCAAAUUGUUCUGAGAUUAGGUACAGUGGUCCACCACGGGCCAGUGUCAGUGGCUGGUCUGUUAUUCCAAUUUGCAAGCCUGAGUUGAGGCCUUAUGAAGGUCAAAAAUUUUAUUCUCUUGAGGAAGGAAUUUCAUUUUAUGAAAAGUAUGCUCAGGAGUGUUGUUUUGAUUGUCGAAGAUUUGGGAAUAGGUCUAGUGGUGGUGUUAUUAUUUUUCAGUAUAUUGUUUGCAAUAGACAAGGAUUUCAUACAGUAGAUUCAUUGGAUGUUGAUGUUAAUGUAUCUGAGGAUGGUAAUGUGUCUGAUGAUGAUGAAGUAUCUUCAAAGAAGAGACGUAGACGUGGCACGAAAAGGUGUGGAUGUGGAGCGAGAAUUAGUUUUAAGUUUUUUUCUGAUUUUGGUGAUAAGUAUUACCUUGUGCAUCAGUUUGUUGAGGAACACAAUCAUACUAUGGUUGACAAAGAUCAUAAGAGAUUUAUGAAAGGUAAUCGGAGUUUGAAUGAUGUUCAUCACAAGUUUGUUGAAGAUUGCACCAAAGCUAACAUCGGUCCUACCUCUACUUUUAACUUAUUAAAAGAGUUUUUCGGUGGUUAUGAUGUUGUUGGGUGUACAUUGACUGAUGUUAGGAAUUGUUCACGUGAUAUUAAAGAGAAAUUAAAAGAAGUGGAUGUGCAAAUGAUCCUAAAUCAGAUGCAAGAGAAGAAGAGAAUUUGUGAAGGCUUUUUCUACAAAUAUCAAUUAUCACCUGAAGAUAAUAAGUUAGUGAGCUUAUUCUGGUCUGAUGCUGAGUCUCGGAAGCAUUACCACAUGUUUGGAGAUGUUGUAGCAUUUGAUACAACAUAUUCAACAAACAGGUAUCGUAUGGUGUUUGGUCCAUUUACCGGGAAAGACAAUCAUGGGUGUCCUAUUGCGUUUGGAGCUGGUUUCGUAUCCGGUGAGAAUUGUGAUGCAUUUUCAUGGCUUUUCACUGUAUUUGUUGAAUGCAUGGGUGUUGCUCCAAGAAUCAUAAUCACUGACCAAGAUUGGGGAAUGAGGCUUGCCAUUGAGAAGGUAUUACCUGGUACAAGGCAUCGUUUGUGUAUGUGGCAUAUUAUGAGCAAGUUAUUUGAGAAGAUACCUAAAUCAAUUUCUGAUAGAGAAAAGUUUAGUAAGGAGUUUAAGUCUUGUGUUUGGUCAGAGUUGUUAGAUCCGGAUGAGUUUGAUAUAUUAUGGACUAGUAUUGUUGAAAAAUAUAGUGUAGAAGAUCAUAAGUGGUUUAAGGAUAUGUUUUUGAUCAGACAGAUGUGGAUCCCAGCCUUCUUUAGAGAUGUUCCUAUGGGUUCUUUAAUGAGAACAACAUCUUUUUCAGAAUCUGAAAACAGUUUUUUUAAGAGGUACUCGAAACCGUUGUUCAAUUUUGCUGACUUCACUCUUCAGUAUAACAAUGCCAUUGAUGCUCAAAGGAAUCAAACUGAAAGGCUUGACUAUUAUGAUUCUGUAAUCACUCCAAAAUAUGUCACUGAUUUAGCAUUUGAGAAGCAAUUGGGAUCUGUUUACACAGAUAGGAUGUUUAGAGUGGUACAAGAUUUGAUUGUUGAGGCUGAUAAGAGUUGUCGGAUGAUUAGCAUGUCCACAUUGGAGAACAUCGAGGUCUUCAAAGUUUCUGAUGCUAGAAAGAAGAUCUUUACAGUUAGACAUGAGAUAGAGACUGAGUCAUAUGAAUGUGAGUGUAAACUAUUUUUAAGGUGUGGUUAUCUAUGCAGCCACCUUUUUUUCAUCCUCAGAAACAAAGAUGUCAACAAUAUUCCAGAGAAAUAUGUUGGUAACCGUUGGCUUAAAAGUGAAUUACUAAAGGCAGUUCAUGGUCUCACAAUUGAUGAAAGUGCGUCUGACAGAGGUUCUAACAAAGAUGACAAACUAAAGAUUGCUAACAGAUGUCAUGGUCGUUACUUUGGUCUAUAUCAGCGUGCUUUUAGAAAUAAAGAUCAUUUGAUUGCUUUGGAUAAUUUGCUUGCGGGUAUUGGUCCUCAAAUCUUUAAAGAUGACUGUGCUGGAUCGUCUUCUCUUGAUAAAAAUGAUUCAAUCAUGAACAUAUAUGGUAUUGUUGUUCCUGAAGAAAUAACUGCCCAUGCUCCAGAUGUGGUUAGUACAAAAGGAGGUGCAAGUGACAAGAAAAGCAGGAUUAAGUCAAGCAUAGAGAAAGCAAUUGAAAAAGCAAAUAAACCUCAUAGGCGUUGUGGAAAGUGUCACAAAAUUACUGAUCAUAAUGCUAGAAGUUGUGGCAGAAAGGAGACAUGA
Salvia hispanica is the source of this 2286-nucleotide messenger RNA. The record is from RefSeq and is a predicted model, not a curated record. NCBI's taxonomy places the organism in Eukaryota, Viridiplantae, Streptophyta, Magnoliopsida, Lamiales, Lamiaceae.